UAGCGUAUUGAUUGUCGGCCAAAGAAUGGUGUUUUCUAUUUUUCUGUAUAAGUGUAAACUGGUUAUUGUUCAGCCCUUUGGAAAUUUUAAAUUUGAAUACCAUUAUUUUUAUGUUUGAAUUCUAUUACAAUUUUAUAAUGAAAUAGUGUGUAUAUUUUAUGCACAAAAAGACAAUUCUAUCAUACAACAGUUAAUCACUGAAAAUGAAGAUGGCUGAAUCUGUAAAGAAAUUAUUAAAAAGAAACAAACCAGGAACUAAAGCUAAUUUCUUCCGUAAAUGGCCUGAUGAGCCGUUUGAAGAGAUGGAAAGUACAUUAGCUGUUCAAGAGUUUAUUCAGCAACAAAUACGUAUAGAUCCGAGUAAUAUUGAUAUAAUAUUGACACCGCCAGAUUCUCAAGAAGAAGGAGUUUGGAAAUAUGAACAUUUAAGGCAGUUUUGUAUGGAAUUAAAUGGGUUAGCAGUCGAAUUACAAACUGAAUGUUUACCAGAUACAUGUAGCCAAAUGACAUCAACUGAACAGUGGAUAUUUUUAUGUGCUGCACAUAAAACUCCUAAGGAAUGUCCGGCUAUUGAUUAUACACGCCAUACUUUAGAUGGAGCUGCUUGUUUAUUAAACAGUAACAAAUAUUUUCCUAGCAGAGUUAAUAUUAAGGAAUCAUCGGUGGCAAAAUUGGGAUCUGUUUGUCGGCGAGUGUAUAGGAUAUUUUCCCAUGCAUACUACCAUCAUCAAAACAUUUAUAAUAAAUUUGAGAAUGAAACAUACUUAUGCCAGAGGUUUACAAAAUUUGUGAUUAAAUACAGCUUAAUGGCUAAAGAAAACUUGAUUGUGCCUAUGCCUGAUGCAAUUAUGCAAGGUAUAAGAACUGAAGAGGAUGGAACAACAUCAAUUAAAGAGCCAUAAUUUUACUCUCCUUAGUACCGCGGUAAUCAUUCUUUUCAAAUGUUUUGCGAGGCACUGGUCUGCUAACAUGAUCGGAUACCUUAUCAGCUCCUUGGUAUCUAAAAUUAAAAUAUUUUAAUUAAUUAAUUUUAGACAUACAGUAAAAUUAAUCAUUUAACUAGGAAACAUUACAAAAUAUAUUUUUUUUUUAACUUCUAAUUUUUUUUUAUUAGAUCAGUUAAACAAUUAACCAAUAAUUAUGAAUUAUAUUAGAUUAUUGUAAGCUUACCCAGGUAAAUUAGGAUGAAGAUGGUUUUUGGAUAAAAGAAUAUGGAUUGAAGGUAAUCUUCUUGUUGUAAUUGAUUGAGAGACUUUACCAUCAAUCAUUUCAUCCUUAAUCAUCCUUACACUGUAAGUAAAAAAAAAAUAUUACUAUUUAUAAAUUGUCUCUCAAAGCAAAUUACAUUUUAACUUUAAAACAAUAAUAUGUAUUUAUAAAUAAACUAUUAAAGUGUAAUUGUUUAGUACACUAAUAAAUAUAAUUUUUUCUCAUUUUAAUGUUUUGUAGUAUUAUAGUAUUUAUUUUGUAAUGGUGCCAUACCACAAUUUACAGUGAAAAUUCAAUUUAUAAUUAUAUUUAUAUAACAAUCACAUUACUAUAAUUUUUAAUUUGUAUACAUAGGAAAUAAUACUUAUAACUUAUUAAGUUACAACAAUAAACAUAAUUAUUUAUCUUGUACCGUUUA
Rhopalosiphum padi (bird cherry-oat aphid) is the source of this 1627-nucleotide messenger RNA. RefSeq names its product MOB-like protein phocein (gene Mob4). The transcript is spliced from 5 exons. The coding region runs from base 204 to 902 and encodes 232 amino acids. Gene Ontology annotation, cellular component: cytoplasm. The record is from RefSeq and is a predicted model, not a curated record. NCBI's taxonomy places the organism in Eukaryota, Metazoa, Arthropoda, Insecta, Hemiptera, Aphididae.